Molecule: messenger RNA, 558 nt
Organism: Aureobasidium pullulans EXF-150
Lineage: Eukaryota; Fungi; Ascomycota; Dothideomycetes; Dothideales; Saccotheciaceae
Product: Cloroperoxidase
Exons: 3
Coding region: 1-558 (185 amino acids)
Molecular function (GO): peroxidase activity
Source: RefSeq, a predicted model, not a curated record
AUGUACCUCAGUCUGUGGGACUGCCUCAAAGGCCUUCUGACAUUCAAUGCCUCACGAACAGACGUCAAUGGACUUAUCAACUCGAAAGGCGGCGAUCACUACUAUACCAGAGGCAACAUCGCAGACCGUGGUCCAUGUCCAGGUUUGAAUGCCUUGGCUAAUCAAGGCUACCUCCCUCGCGAUGGCAAAAACAUUACCCUGCCUCAAGUCGAGGAAGCUUUGAGGAUAUCCCUACACAUGGAAAAAUCUCUUGCAUCUUCCAUCACCCGUCCUCUUCGCCCUCUACUCCGCAAAGAUGGCACUUUUGAUCUCGUCCUCAUGCGCCAACACAACGUCAUCGAACACGAUGCCUCCUUCACCCGCCUCGACUUCCGCGAAGGCGACAAUUACAACUUUCAACCCCGUCUCUUCCGCGCCAUGCUCGAUGACGCCGGAAAUGGCCCUAUCACCAUCAGCGGUUUGGCCAAAACCUACAUCCGCAGGAACAAGGAAAGUAGAGCAGCAGGUGCACCUGCUCUCCCAUGGAAUUUGUGCCAAGAUGGGAGGGAAAUUGGAUAG